Messenger RNA from Caenorhabditis auriculariae, 1002 nucleotides. The record is from the annotation of a GenBank genome assembly. Lineage: Eukaryota; Metazoa; Nematoda; Chromadorea; Rhabditida; Rhabditidae.
AUGGACAAAAGAGCGAGGAAUAAAAGGACAGACCUGUGCGUAGCGGUGCUGGUAACCGCUCAUUGCGGCCCAAUCCGUCAUCCAAUUCACAUUCGAAUUAACAAGUGAAGUCGAAUAAUAGUUCAGAACAGUACAGAGACUCGGUAAAUAUGAUUCCGGAGCAGGAAACGUAUGAAUUGAAGAGCCAGGUACAGGCGGAAAGGAGAAGUCUUUUCUUCUGUAGAAAGAUGAUAAGAAGCGUUCGAAGUCUGAAGAACUGAAUCCGAGUAACGUCUCGGGGGCUUAGGAGCUGUUUCGAUUAGGUUGAGGUUCAGACUUUGGAUUAUCCGAGUAUAUUCUUCUCUCCGUUGAGGUUAAGCGAUAAAAGCAAGUUCGAUCCAAGAAAGUCCAAUGGGACGGGAGAUCCAGAAAUGCCAAAAUACAGGAAAUUAUAUUCAGAACAGAAUCAAAGCUGGAACUUGCUCAUUGAGUGACGCUUUACUGUUGAAUCCAAACUGGGCAGUGAAAUAAUGAGGUCGAGAAAUUGAGAAACUGCUCUUCAACUCGUUCAGAAUGUGUUGAAUAUUCUUGAUCCAAGCGUUCGGUUCCAGAAGGUGAGACUUCCCAAAGUGUUUCUCUUCAGAAAAUAUCAAAUUUUUUCGAAGCGAGUAGAAUAUUCUAGCCAAAACAACAGAAAUAAGAGUAUAAAUCAACAGAAAGUGCAACAAAAAGGGGAAUAAAAAAGAAGGACGACAACAAGGAAGAGUCGAGAUGAAUAGGAGGUCGCACCGGCGGGUUCCGAUCGAUCGAUAAUACCGUCGCCAACGGGCAAAGGGAAGAGGAGGAGGAGAUGUACCUUGUGGCCGUUACUUCCAGCCGACUUCCACCAACUCGGUGAGGCGGCUAAUCGGCUUUCCUCUCCUCUGACUGUAUACAAGCGAGAAGCCGAUGCAACGGGAAAAAGAAGAAGGAGCUCCGCUGCGACAUAAGAGAACAAACAGUCCAGUGAAAAACGAAGAGUAG